AUGGCGCUGUUCAAUGCCGGCAAGGCCCGGCCAGCGCUCUCCAUCUUUAGCAUCUUUGCUCUCCUAUCUGUGGUGCUCUUCGGUGCCAUAGCCACAGCCUCGCCCGGCGGAAAGCUACACAGGUUCCAGAAGCUCGCCGAUGCGGACCGUCAGUCGUAUCUCAUCGGCGUGGGAAAGGCUGAUAUCACGGGCCCCGUGGUCGAGAUUGGCUUUGCUGGAUAUGCCAACUUGGACCAGACGGGAUCUGGCCUUCGCCAGCGUCUAUACAGCCGUGCCUUUAUCAUUGCGGACAAGAACAACCCCAACGACCGCUUUGUCUACCUGGUCCUCGACACGCAGUCCGGGGACACGGCCAUGCGGAAUGGUCUCCUAGACGGCCUGAAGGCUCUAGGUAGUGAAUAUAGCGUCUACGGCCAGAACAACAUUGCUCUGACGGGAACUCACAGCCACUCUGGUCCCGGCGCCUGGUUCAACUACCUGCUGCCACAGAUCACCUCCCUUGGCUGGAGCCAGCAGAGCUACCAAGCCAUUGUCAAUGGUGCUGUUCUGUCCGUACAGCGUGCCCACCAGAGCCUCCAGGAAGGCUAUCUCGAUGUUGGUACAACUGAAAUUGCCGAUGGUGCCAUCAACCGCUCAAUUUGGGCGUACCUGAACAACCCAGAGGAGGAGCGAGCUCAGUAUGACGCAGAAACUGAUAUUACCAUGACUCUGCUCCGCUUCCAGCGUGCCUCUGAUGGCAAGAAUAUUGGUGUCUUGACUUGGUUCCCUGUCCACGGCACUUCCCUCCUUGGCAACAACACUCAUGCUGCUGGUGACAACAAAGGUGUUGCUGCCUGGCUCUUGGAGAGCGCCAUGAAGAAUGACCCCACUGCCGCCCCUGGCUUCGUGGCCGGUUUCAGUCAGGCUAAUGUUGGCGAUACCACUCCCAACGUCGGCGGUGCUUGGUGCGACGAUGGCUCUGGCCAGCAGUGUAGUCUUGAGAACAGCACCUGCGCAGAUGGCAAGUCACAGAGCUGCCAUGGUCGAGGACCCUUCUUCCAAGCCUUGGAUCUCGGUGUCAAGAGCUGCUAUGAAAUGGGCCGCAGGCAGUUUGCUGGAGCCCAGACUAUCUAUAACAAUCUGAAAUCAUCUACUACAGCGGUUUCCGGGUCUACAGUCAAAGCUUUCCACUUCUUCCAGGAUAUGCGGUACUUCAACUUUACGCUGCCAGACGGAACCAAAGCUCAGACUUGCCCGGCUGCUCUUGGCUUCUCUUUUGCUGCCGGAACUUCUGACUGGCCUGGUGCCUUUGACUUCGUUCAGGGAGACUCCGGUGCACCAAACAACCCCUUUUGGUCACUUGUUGGAGGUCUGCUCAAAGCACCAGGCCCCCAGCAAGUUGCGUGCCAACAGCCCAAACCUGUUCUUUUGGAUGUUGGUGAGAUAUCGACGCCUUACGCCUGGACCCCCAAUAUCGUGGAUAUUCAGGUGCUCCGCGUAGGCCAGCUUGUCAUCAUUGUCAGUCCCAGUGAAGCUACCACCAUGGCUGGCCGCCGCUGGAAGGCCGCAGUUGCAAAGGAAGCGGCCACAUUCCUUGACGAGGACCCCAUUGUCGUCUUGGGUGGUCCAGCAAACAGCUAUUCUCAUUAUUGCGCAACUCCUGAGGAGUACGAUAUUCAGCGCUACGAGGGUGCUUCGACCCUCUUCGGUCGUAAUGAGCUCAACGCCUACAUCAAUCUCACCGUCAGCAACUUGCAUUACCUCCAACCUAGCUCGACCAGCAAACCCUCCCAAGGUGUUCUCCCCCCGGACAAUCGUAAUAGCAUGAUCUCAUUCAUUACCGACGUUGUCCAGGAUAACUCACCACUGGGCAAGAGCUUUGGCAGCGUUUUGGUGCAGCCAAACCCGACGUAUAAUGUCGGUGAUAUUGUCAACGUCACAUUCCAGGCUGCUAACCCACGUAACAACCUCCGUCAGGAACAAACCUUUGCGGCAAUCGAGCAGCAAGGCAGCGGCGGAACGUGGACGCAGGUACGUGACGACUCAGAUUGGUUCCUGGUCUACACGUGGCGAAGAACCAACUUCGUUUUGGGGUACAGCGAGGUGGAUAUUACUUGGGAGACAUACGGCAAUGCACAGCCGGGGACAUACCGCGUCAAGUAUUACGGUGAUUCCAAGGCACUGUUUGGAGGUGUAUCGUCGUUUGUAGGAACGAGCAAUAGUUUUACGCUCAAGUGAACGAAGUGUAGGGCUGGGUUUAAUCUGCUUGAACUAGUUUCUGCUUUGAGCAUGAACGUUCAGACGAGACAUUGGAUUAGACGAAUGAAAUUUGAUGGCCUC
This is a messenger RNA of Trichoderma virens Gv29-8, 2319 nucleotides long. RefSeq lists its product as uncharacterized. The transcript has 2 exons. Gene Ontology annotation, molecular function: N-acylsphingosine amidohydrolase activity. The record is from RefSeq and is a predicted model, not a curated record. Gene Ontology annotation, cellular component: extracellular region. Lineage: Eukaryota; Fungi; Ascomycota; Sordariomycetes; Hypocreales; Hypocreaceae. The coding region runs from base 1 to 2217 and encodes 738 amino acids. Gene Ontology annotation, biological process: ceramide catabolic process; long-chain fatty acid biosynthetic process; sphingosine biosynthetic process.